AUGGGAUCCAACGUGGAGCUGGUAUGGCCAGAGUCAAAGGCAUAUUCGUCACGGGUGAACAACUGCUCACAUGCAAAUUCAUCCCUAGCUGCAAUUCGAGCGAAGUUGAGUGCCAAACAAUUAGAACAAUUCAAGACAUUAUGCUUUGGCCAUCUUCUGAAUAUAGAUAAGAUUCAGUUUAGCGGGCAGAUUGUGCAUGGGGUUGUGUUGCAUAGAGUAGCAGGGCAGGGUGUGAAAGACUUAGAUGGACUGAGUUUCUUAAUAGGGUGCGACGUUGCUCAAUUCACUCGUCAGGAUUUCUAUUUGAUCACAGGGCUUCAUUUUGGGGAAAUGCCUGAAGUUUCUAGUGGAGAAAGUGAUGAAAUUAGACUUCAUAAAAGAUAUUUUAUAGACGAAGGAAUUACAUGUAAUGCUUUAGAAAAAGCAUUUCUGAGGUGCAUAGAGGAAGAUGACAUCUACAAGCUAGCUUUUGUUUACUUUGCUGAGUUAGUGGUUUUGGGAAGAGACAAGCAUUUGAACAUCAAUCUAAAUUACCUAACCCUUGUAGAGGACUUGGAUGCGUUCAACAUGUAUCUGUGGGGUUCGGUGUCCUUUGACAAAACCCAAGACGGUCUAUUUUCUACACAAACAAAGUAUGUGAAAAGCUUUGAAAAUGAAGAGGGAAGAGGGAAGAUGAAAAGUAAGGUAACGGGAACAAGCCGGAGAAAUGAGAAGGGCAAGAAGGAAACUGUCCCUUGUCAGUUACAUGGUAAUAAUGUUCAUAUUUGGGUAUAUGAAUUAAUUCCUAGAAUGGCGGACCUGAAUUAUUGCAAGGUUGUUGAUCCGACAACUGUCCCGCGUAUUUUGCGAUGGAGAACUACUACGUCUGUUCCCGAGAUUAGAAAGUUGAACAAUUAUUUUUUCCAGAGCAAAGAGUCAGUUCAGUUGCGGGCGCUAUGUCCGAGUGAAGAGGAAAUGAGACAACCAUAUUGGAGUUGGCCACAAGAUCGCCCUGCUGUUGUCUCGGCAGAGUCAAUUCCUUCUUCAUGUGCUGACCUUGAUGAGUUGAACAAGGUGGUAAGUUUGUUGAGGUCCGAGUUGUUUCAAGUAAAGUGGGAAAAUGACGUCCUUGAGUUAAAGGUCAUAUGGAUGGAAAAACUUUUGGACUACUGUUUAGGUCCUCAGUUUGAGCAGGAAGUAAGGAGGGACCUAGCUUUACUGAAAAAGAGGACGAAUCGUCGUGCCAUCUCACAUCUAUUUAAGGGAAGUGAGGAAAUGGAUGACAUUCAAUGGGAUGAAGGGCCAAGUAACAGAAAUGAGGGAGAGGAAAAGGAAGAGGAGGGGAUUGAAGGGGUGAAGAGCCAAGUAACAGAAAUGAGGGAGAGGAAAAGGAAGAGGAGGGGAUUGAAGAGGGUGAAGUGCAAAAAAAACCAAGUGAGCAAGGGAAAGGAAGCGCAAAGAAAGAGCAGUGAUGGAGAGGAAGUGAAAAGAAAAAGCAAUGAGGGAGAGGAAUUGCAAAGAAAAAGCAGUGAGGGAGAGGAUCCGCAAAGAAAAAGAAAGAAGGGCAAGGAAGUGAAAAGACAAAGAAGUGAGGAAAAGGAAGUGCAAAUAAACCAAUAUGAGGAAGAGCAUGAUGAAGUUAUGUUGCUUAGCGAUGACAUUGGCGAGAGCACGGAGGGGACAAAGUUGAAUGUUUGGUUGACUGAUGAAGGUAAAGUUGUGGAACAAGGGGUCCAAUUACGGAAGAGGAAGAGGAUUAUUCAUAUGUGGAAGAUUCUUGAAGCCAGUGAAUUGGUUCAAAAAAAUCUGCCAGAGGCAACCGGACUUCGGAUGUUAGACCCAAUGAAGGCGAUUCCGCAUGAUGAUAUGGUGAAAUUGCUGAAACUUUGUUGGGAAUGGCACCAUAACCCAAAUUUGGUGAUGCAAUUUGGCUACGUGGAAGCUGAGAUUGAAUUCUUCGCUUCCCUCGUCAAAGCUGACGGUUGGCUGAAAGGAGAUUGUGAAAUCAAAGUGUACGAUUCAAUAGUUUCACUUAUUCCAGAUGAGAUCUUAAAGGAAGAACUCGCCCCGCUUUCAAUUACGAUUCCAAAUCUUCUCAACACCAUCGACUUUUAUGAAGAAGGUGUUUACGCAAACGAUUGCAGCCGAGAUUGGUGGUGUCCGUGGCCAAUAGAACGUGUGGAUGUUCCACAAUAG
Prunus armeniaca (apricot) is the source of this 2175-nucleotide messenger RNA. Lineage: Eukaryota; Viridiplantae; Streptophyta; Magnoliopsida; Rosales; Rosaceae. The record is from the annotation of a GenBank genome assembly.